AUGGCUACCGUGCUCGUUCAGCAGCAAGCGCUGCAUCACUCGACCCCUCCUCCUUCCCCUAUCCCUUCUGCCUUGACGGUCAACCGGCGAUCCAGUCCCAUCCCGAACAAGCAUAUCCCAAUAUGCCCCACUGGUCCAUCUCCACCGAGCCCCUCCUUGCAAUCAAUAGUCACUUCGAGUGACGGAACCUCAUCGUUACUAUCUCCGCCAGACGAGUCUAUGCGCAUCGGGCGACCGUCAUCCCCUGCCGUCUAUGCCAUUGAUGGCGCCAAGCUGGCAGCCGCGAUCGCGCAUGCUGCAUCACAACCAAUGCCCGACGCAAAUACUAUGUUCCCUUGGUUGCACGGCCUCCAUCAAGAUAAUCACCUCCAACUGGGGUUCUUCUCGAGUCGCAAGCGCCACGCGCGUCGCACCCCCAAAUGCUGGCGAGGGAUCACCGUGGUCAAGCUUGGUAACGACUUGUCCAAGGCGCGCAUCAAGGGCGCAGUUGCCGUGAACGAGCUGGCUGCGCUGUCCGAUAUCGUUAUUUAUGCCGAAGACGAUGGUUGCCAAAAAGAACUUGUGGAUCUGGCCAACCAGUUUGCAAUGGCGCAGCAGGCCUGGAGGCUGAAAAUGGAUCCUCUGCAGGAGCGACCGACUUACAAUACUUUUAUCCUUGCCGACAAAUUUUCCGAUAUUGCGGUAAAUCAACCGGAGCUUGUUGCAAUUGACGCAAAAGGUCAAUUGACGGGUCGAACCAUGGAUUUUGUUCAAUGGGAGCGCCUGGAAAUGGCGACCAUGUCUCGAGCUUCCGAAAUCUCGUCCAAUGUGUGGCUUGGAAACACCCCUGACUAUUUUCACUCAUCUAGAGUUCCCAAAGAGGAGCCUUAUGACCUUCUUAUUGAGGCAAGCGAUAUGGCCAACAUUCCUGGGCCACGGUACCUCGCUAUGCUUGACAAGCAACUUGAGAGUGGCCCUCAGCGAAUGGAGUUUCCCUCAUCUGGCUCCCUCUUGCUCCCAUCAGGAAACACCCGUGAGGCUGAGGAUAUAGUCAACACUAUCAGAUGGAUAUACUAUCUCGCACACCCAGAAGUUCCAACGGAAGAGAUGGAAACUGACGACGACUCCACGAACCAAAGAGGAAAACCCCGGAAGAUCCUCAUUCACUGCGCCGACGGUUACACCGAAAGCUCAUUGUUGGCAGUCGCAUACUUCAUGUUUGCGGAAGGCGUGCCCGCCCACGAAGCCUGGCUGCGACUUCACCGCGAGAGGAAACGUAACUUUUUUGCCUACCCAACAGAUGUUGCGUUCCUCUCCCACAUUCAGGGACGCCUCCUUCAGGAAAGCCCAGCGGUUCAGUCCCCCGAUCUAGGGAAAGCGCUUGAUCCCGCUUGGUUCCAUGCCAUCGAUGGCUCCUUCCCUAGCCGCAUCCUGCCAUAUCUUUAUUUGGGCAAUUUGACUCAUGCAAAUAAUCCAGAGCUCCUAUGGGAACUCGGUAUCAAGCGCGUGCUCAGCAUUGGAGAGGCUGUUAACUGGACCGAGACAGAUCGUGCCAGUUGGGGGGCUGAUAAUCUGAUGUACAUCGACAAUGUCCAAGACAACGGCAUUGACCCUCUAUGCCAGGAGUUUGAUCGAUGCUUGGAGUUUAUUGAGAAAGGAAAGCGCGAUGGGACAGCUACACUAGUCCACUGUCGAGUCGGUGUUUCUAGAUCCGCAAGUAUUUGCAUCGCCGAAGUCAUGGCAUCUAAACAGCUUUCUUUUCCAAGAGCAUAUUGCUUUGUCCGCGCACGACGACUCAAUGUGAUUAUUCAACCCCACCUGCGCUUUGUAUAUGAACUUCUUCAGUGGGAGGAAUAUCAAAUGAAAAAGCGCAAUCAACCAGCAAGACGUGAACUCGAGUGGCAACAUGUCACACGAGAGAUCGCUCUCCUCAACAAACCGUACUCAAGGAGCUAA
Messenger RNA from Penicillium brevicompactum, 1935 nucleotides. It is a transcript of the gene pps1, whose product is annotated as tyrosine/serine/threonine protein phosphatase PPS1. Gene Ontology annotation, biological process: nuclear DNA replication; protein dephosphorylation. NCBI's taxonomy places the organism in Eukaryota, Fungi, Ascomycota, Eurotiomycetes, Eurotiales, Aspergillaceae. The transcript has 7 exons. Gene Ontology annotation, molecular function: protein tyrosine/serine/threonine phosphatase activity. The record is from RefSeq and is a predicted model, not a curated record. Bases 1 to 1935 code for a protein of 644 amino acids.